UUGACACCCAAAGUUGCUCCUGCAUCACCACCACAUAUUAUGUCCCCACCUGUUGAAGAUACAGCGGUCAAAAGCACAUCACAACCAGCUGAUGAACAUCCACUGGCAUUGGCGUCAUCGACACCAUCUGCUGGGCAAAACAUGGAAUGCGAUGGUAACUUAGCAACUCGUCUUUGUCCCCUUCAAUCUCCUAAGGAAGAAGAAAAUUCCCAAAAUAAUAUAAUUUAUGGUAAGUAG
Molecule: messenger RNA, 237 nt
Organism: Parnassius mnemosyne (clouded apollo)
Lineage: Eukaryota; Metazoa; Arthropoda; Insecta; Lepidoptera; Papilionidae
Source: the annotation of a GenBank genome assembly